This is a messenger RNA of Laccaria bicolor S238N-H82, 702 nucleotides long. RefSeq lists its product as uncharacterized. Bases 1 to 702 code for a protein of 233 amino acids. The record is from RefSeq and is a predicted model, not a curated record. The transcript is spliced from 2 exons. Lineage: Eukaryota; Fungi; Basidiomycota; Agaricomycetes; Agaricales; Hydnangiaceae.
AUGCUUACUGUUCGCGACACUGCUGCUGCUCCUUCUCCUCCUACGAUCCUUCUGCCGGAAAGUACCCCAGGGGUCUCAGUGGGUAUGAUUGUUGUCAAGGUUUACGCGUUUGGAGGAUUGACCUUUGUGAUGGGCAUCAUUUUUUAUCCCUCUGUGGCUUGUUUUUUAAGCGAAGGUCGCCUCCAGGAAUCCAGCAGCGCCUUGACCCCUGGACCAUUGCUCAACGGCAACCUCACUCCCGCGCCCACAAAAUCCUCUCGGGGCAGAAAAUCAAGCCUGUCAACAAAUCAUUCGCCAAAGGGCAAGCGAGUGAGCUGGGCCUCCUCCACUGCCACGCUUGACGUAGAUGGAAAUGCUUCAAUCAAAUCUGUGGCUGACGCGGAGGGUAAAGAAUUUGACGAUGAACGUAUGAUCUCUCCCCGUCCUCCCACCCCAGGGCCUACAUCGCCUACUUCAUCGUUUCCCUUUUCUCCGACGAUCUCUGGUCCAACAACUCCUUCAAACCCGCCGCUCAGCCCCGCUCCAAGAGUUCACACGCAGAUUCCAAGGACGCUAACAAGCAUUGAACCUCGGGCGCCCCGUGGCCAGAUGAUGAUUGCCACCACGACGCCGGACGUCUGUGAGAGCUGGUCGAAGCCUACGCAGUUGCAGUGCAGUUUCUCGGAUUCCAUCUCGCCCUUAGAUACAUCCACGCACCCGUAA